GAAAAGAAAGAAAAGAAAAGACAAGAAAAAAAGAAAAGAAAAGAAAAGAAAAAGAAAAGAAAAGAAAAAAGAAAAAAAGAAAAGAAAAGAAAAGAAAAGAAAAGAAAAGAA
Messenger RNA from Pelecanus crispus (Dalmatian pelican), 111 nucleotides. Lineage: Eukaryota; Metazoa; Chordata; Aves; Pelecaniformes; Pelecanidae. The record is from RefSeq and is a predicted model, not a curated record.